Molecule: messenger RNA, 9512 nt
Organism: Sorex araneus (European shrew)
Lineage: Eukaryota; Metazoa; Chordata; Mammalia; Eulipotyphla; Soricidae
Gene: TMOD2
Product: tropomodulin 2
Exons: 10
Coding region: 201-1259 (352 amino acids)
Biological process (GO): pointed-end actin filament capping; myofibril assembly; muscle contraction
Cellular component (GO): myofibril; striated muscle thin filament
Molecular function (GO): tropomyosin binding
Source: RefSeq, a predicted model, not a curated record
GGGAGCCGCCUGUUGCUCGCCGCGCUCGCCCGGGCCACGCCGCCCGCCCCGGCUCUGCGGCCGCGCCGCCUCGCGGGAGGGGGGCACGGACGCCGCCGCCCGCUCGCCGGCCCCGGGAUGGGCGCACGCACCGUCGUGCUGUUCUGAAGUUUCAAGGACUGGCCGGCUUAAGCGUUCCUGAGAAAGGUCUAGACGAAGCCAUGGCACUUCCUUUUCAGAAAGAGCUGGAGAAGUACAAGAACCUCGACGAGGAUGAGCUGCUUGGCAAACUCUCGGAGGAGGAGCUGAAACAGCUGGAAAAUGUUCUUGAUGACCUCGACCCCCAGAGCGCUCUGCUGCCAGCUGGAUUCCGGCAGAAAGACCAGACCCAGAAAAGCGCCACAGGCCCGUUUGACCGCGAGCACUUGCUCAUGUACCUGGAGAAGGAGGCCCUGGAGCAGAAGGACAGGGAGGACUUUGUGCCCUUCACCGGAGAGAAGAAAGGGAGAGUCUUUAUCCCCAAAGAAAAGCCCGUCGAGAAAAAGCCUGUAGAAGAGAAAGUGACCCUCGACCCGGAACUAGAAGAAGCCUUGGCCAGCGCCUCGGACACGGAGCUCUAUGACCUAGCAGCUGUUCUCGGAGUCCACAAUCUACUCAACAAUCCAAAGUUUAACGAAGAAACUCCUGGCACUGAUGGAGGCAAAGGGCCUAUAAGAAAUGUGGUCAAGGGUGAAAAAGUGAAGCCGGUGUUUGAGGAGCCGCCUAACCCCACCAAUGUGGAGGCCAGCCUGCAGCAGGUGAAGGCCAACGACCCCAGCCUGAAGGAAGUGAACCUCAACAACAUUAAGAACAUUCCAAUUCCAACGCUGAGAGAGUUUGCAAAGGCGUUGGAGACCAAUACUCAUGUGAAGAAGUUCAGCCUGGCUGCAACCCGCAGUAACGACCCCGUAGCGAUCGCUUUUGCAGAUAUGCUGAAAGUGAACAAGACCUUGGUAAGUCUCAACGUGGAGUCCAAUUUCAUCACCGGGACCGGGAUCCUGGCCCUGGUGGAGGCACUGAAGGAAAAUGACACCGUGACGGAGAUCAAGAUUGACAACCAGAGACAGCAGUUGGGAACGGCCGUCGAGAUGGAAAUUGCCCAGAUGCUGGAGGAGAAUUCCAGGAUCCUCAAGUUUGGAUAUCAGUUUACCAAGCAAGGGCCACGUACCAGGGUGGCAGCUGCUAUCACAAAGAAUAACGACCUCGUUCGUAAGAAACGAGUGGAAGGAGACAGACGGUAAUCUUGAAGAAGAAAAGUCUCACCUCGGCAGCCAUUCAAAAGCUCCUCUUCCUUGUGGGGACCAUUUUAUCAAAGGUUGUUGAUUUCCAUUAACCGUUCCAUUUACAAUUCAGUUGUCUUUCUUUUUUUCUUCUUUUUUUUUAGCACUCCUUAUUUAUCUUGAAUUUUUUAAUAUAUACAGUUAUUUGCCCCCAGACACCUCUGGCAACUUGCACUAGUGGACUUCUGCAGGUCUUAGCAGGGAUAGCAACUGGAAACACUUUAACCACCUUGAUGGUGACUUAUCUUGCUGGCUUAUGUGUGUGGCUUUUUUUAAAAAAAAAAAGACCACUGAAUUUCCUGUAUGGAAUUUUCUGUCUUCAUGUCUUUGUAACUGUGAUUGUGAUAGAGGCCUAAUCUCCGUUUACAUGCAUAGCUUUGAGUUAGGCUCACUGCAUCUGAAGUGUUCUGAUGACUACAUGCAAAAGUAUUGCCAAGAUUUCACUGGGUGAGAAACCAUGAUGGGCUUAGCACAGAUUCUCCCAUACUCCAGAAAUGCCGCCCAGUGCACGUGUCCUGCUGACCAAGAGUUGGCGGCAUCGUCUUCAAAAGAGCAAGACUGUGUUCUGAUUCUUUCUCAGAGUUAGAAAACAAGUAUACGGGCCGGAGCAGUGGUACACACAGAGUAGGAUGUUUGCCUUGCUCACCACCAACUCUGGUUCGAUCCCUGGCACCCCUUGUAUCGUUCCUUGAGCACUUCUGGGAGUAAUCCCUGAGCACUGAGUCAGGAACAAGCCCUGAGCACUGCCAGGUGUGGCCCAGAAACAUACAUACAUACAUACAUACAUACAUACAUACAUACAUACAUACAUACAUAAAGACAAGUAUAAAAUAUUUAGUAACCUACAAGCCAGGGAGAGAGAGUACAGAGUUAAGGUGCUUGCUUGCACAUGGCUUACUCCAGUUCCAUCCCUGCAACCACCUGUGGUCCUUGAGCAUCCCCAGAAAUGACCACUGAGCACAGCCAGGUGUUCCCCCUCUCCCCAGCCUCCCAAAAUACAUACCUAUGGGCUGGAGCGAUAGCACAGCGGGUAGGGCGUUUGCCUUGCACGCGGCCAACCCGGGUGUGAUUCCCAGCAUCCCAUAUGGUCCCCUGAGCACCACCAGGAGUAAUCCCUGAGCACAGAGCCAGGAGUAACCCCUGUGCAUCGCCAGGUGUGACCCAAAAAGCAAAAAAUUAAAAAAAAAAUACAUACCUAUAUAUGUAUAUAUAUAUUUUUAAACUUACUUGUUAACCCACUGAUAACAGCUUCAGGACAGAUUUCCUGAUAGCAAAAUAAGUUGGCAUACUACCUUCAUUAAUAUUUUAGCAUGAGUUUAAUUUUUAACAUCGCUCUAUGGAGAAUUUUUUUUACAAAGCUGUUUUGACAUUUUCCAGGCACGAUGGGAGAUGUGUGUUAGUAAGGGGAGGGAGGCCGUUAAGACAGCUCCCAAUGAAGCAAGAAUAAUUGCACUACACAUGAUUAUGUCGUGCUGACAAGUUUUAGAAGCAUCCAUUGCUUCAUCUUCAGUGUAAAAAGAUAAUCUCCAUCUAGCUGUGUUACAUCUUGUGCAAGCUAAAGAUAAAUGUAUAUGCAUAUGUAUAUAUAAUAUCUUUUUCACCAAAAAUCACAGGAUGAAGUAUAAUUGUUUAAGUCAGUCAUACAGACUUUCACUCACAGUCAGAGCAUCCAUACAUUUGCAAACAUCAGGAACUAGUGUGAAUUAUUGUUUACUCGAUGGUUGCAUGGUAGCAGGUAUUGAUCUGUCUGGUGCACCCAGCUGGGUUGAUGCAGUGCUGAUCUGAGGAAAUUGGCCUCUGGCAGUUCCCUGCAGCUGUCAUGUGGACACUGACCAGCACAGCCCCCUCCUCCCCUUUCAGUCUGUCUGCUUUCCGAUGUGAUUCCAUUAUUCCUUCUACUAAUGACUCCUGGAGCUAGAGCGAUUGCUAGCCCAGGCAGAGAAGGGGGACCUGGUCUAGAAUCUUAGAUGCAACUGAGUGCAUCUAAAUUGUAGGAAGUGGCAGCCAGGAAGUUAGUGGGGAGAUAACCUACAUAUUUGUUCUAGUUUGCAUUUAAAGCACAUGAAAAUGAGUUAGGAUAGCUUUUAGAACAUUGACCCUUCCCCUCUAUUUUAAGUAUUACAUCUGUCUCACACACACACACACACACACACACACACACACACACACACACGUAGGAAUCAUUUCAUUUUUCUGGAGAAUAUUUUAUAUAUGUUGAGAGACUAUUAAUCAGGACAUGUUGACACAUUUGGAGGCCUAAACAUCCUUGGGUUUGUUUUUUACCACACAUACUAAAUCAGUGUUUCCUUCUCCCUUUUUCAUGUUGGGGUACUCGUGAAGUCUGACUAGUCUUUAAGUGAUCAAGAUUUAAUAAACUAGGACUGGGGUGGUAGCACAGCGGGUAGGGCGUUUGCCUUGUACACAGCCAGCCCGGGUUCGAUUCCCAGGACCCCAUAUGGUCCCGAGCCUCACCAGGAGUAAUUCCUGAGUGCAGAGCCAGGAGUGACCCCUGUGCAUCACCAGGUGUAACCCAAAAAGAAAAAAAAAAGAAUUUAAUAAACUCAUUCUGAAACACAGCCAUUACUAAAAAUGAAAUGGUAGAACUUACAAUUGAGUUAUAUUUAUCUAAAAACAGCAUCACUUGGGGCUGGCCUGAAAGGUAGUACAGUGAGUAGGACAUUUGUUUGCCUGGCACACAGCUGACCCAGGUUUGAUCCCUGGCACUCCAGGAGUGAUCCCUGAGAAAAAUGCCAGGAAUAAGCCCUGAGCACCACCAGGCAUGACCCCCUAAAAAAGCAAACAGAACCAGCAACAUUCAAAUAUAACUUCCGAUUUUUAUGCUCUUGAGAUCAUUUUAAUCUGUUGUGUCUGUAGAGCAGAAAUCCCGAGUAUCUGUACAGCUGUUACACAUCUCUUCCCAGCUGGAAGCUCUGUUUAUUGUUGGUAGUUUGAAAUUUAUACCAUGGGAAAUAACAAAACGCUACAAAGCAGAGUCUUCCCACACUGGGUCACUGGUUGGUAAACAUCCACCACUGACCACUGGAUGAAAUGUGUACAGUUCUUUUUGUGUGUGUAAUCUGUUUGGGUCCCCUGUUGUCAAAGGGGAAAACAUUUCUCUCAGCUGUUUGUUGCAGAUGGAUUUAAGGGCCCUCAGAGUAAGGCAUUUUCCUUCUCUUUCUAAUUCAUUCUAUUACCUUCACCCCUAAAAGAUAUUGGAUCGUGGAGUGUUUUCUACAGCCACAAAGUGCUAGGGCAGGGGUGGUGGGGUAUUUGCUCAAGCCGUUCUUAACAAAUCCUGGCAGAAAGCAAGAAAAAAAGCCUGGAAUUUUCCAGGAAAUAUGCUGCAGUGAUCAACAGUAUUAAAGGAAGCUGAUAUUAUAACGUUUUAGCCCAGUUUUUCAGCUUGUAAAAUAGAUGGGUCCCAUGGAGUAGCCUGUAAAAUCAGAUAUUUCAUAUUGAAGAGUCUAUCUUAUCAAUACUCGUGUUUUUAAAGUAGCUGAAAGGAGACGUUUCCAUGAGUAUUCACAUAUUAAAGACAAACUUAUCAGGAGAUAAACAUAUUUUUUAAGAACCUGUUAUUUCAUGGAUAGGUCCAUUGGUCCAAAGCCUGUAAGUAGAAGCUUGGUUAUAACCACGUGCGUCAUUGCUUUCCUCGCCACUUGUCAUGUGUAUAAACUAUUUUUAUAUGUGUGCAUUUGCCAAAUAUAAUGUCAUGAUAUUUGGUAACAUCUGGGCAGUUGACUAAGGGAGAUAAUCAUUCCCACAGGUUCCUCCUGCCCCCUCCUAAAUUUGUACAGACUCCCCUGUCCCCUUCUUGUUAGGUGUGUAUGGGGGACGGGGGCGGGGGAAAUCCACCAGGAUUUGCUGGCUCCUCUGGUCUCCACCUGCCACAGCCGAGGUGGGAGAUGGCUUUCAGCAGAUGCAAGUUAGCCAUCUAGAGAGCCCGUCCUGAGUCCAGCCACCGGCAGUGUACCACUGGAGCUGUUUUAUCCUCAUCCAUGUGAAUAAAUCCCUUCCUUUCAUCUUGGAAGGAUAUAAUGUAAAUACGCAUCGUGUGCGUGCGUGUGUGUGUGCGUGCGUGUGUGUGUGUGUGUGUGUGUGUGUGUGUGUGUGGUGUAUAUUGCCACAUAUCUAAGUCACUAGGUAUAUGGCUACAUCUGGACAGAUGAUUGAAGGGAGACACCGUCUCCUCAGUCCCACUUCCUUGUCCUUUUUCAGAGUUGCUGCAGGCCCACGGGAAAGUGGAGGCUCCCUGUGGAGUCUGCGGUGUAGGUCGCCAGCCUCUCCCCAAGCCCCUAAAUUUCACCACAUAACUCAUAGAUAACUCAUAGAGCAUCACUCCCAUAGAGAUAACUCAUAGGGAAUAACUCUUAGCAGCCUAGAACUCAUGUCAUUGUUCGAGCCAAUCUCUCCAUGCACCUCGGUGUCAAAAAUGGACGCUCUCCAUUUCCAUGAACAAGGUCAAGCCCCUUGCUUCCAUCUGUGUAGGGUAUUUUGUAUAUAGGGAUUUUGUACAUUCAAAUGGCCACGUACCCUAAGGAGGUAUUUGGCUCCAUCCAGAACACUGAAGGGAGAAGCCGUCUCCCAGCCUCGGCUCAGGGCCUCGGCCACACAGACUGUCCUUCAUUGCCACAGCCCCUGUGGCUCUCCCAGCCCUGAGCCCUCAGUCCAGUGCAGUCAAAGCCCAUCUGACAUCAUUCCAGCGCCUGUCCUCUGCAACACUGUCCCUAUCAGGAAGACCACUGUGCUCAGAAUAAUGCCACGAGCAUGUCAGACUCUUUGCAGAAGGCAGGUGCUGUGGCCUCGGUCCUUUCCAGUGGCCAAAAAAUGAGGGGGACCUUUCCUUUUCUCAUGGAUGUGAUAUGCUUUGACCCAUCCUAGAUGACUUUACAGGAGACAGGAAAUAGAAAUAUGGAUUUAACAGGAAUUGAUAUAUUUCUGGCCUUGGACGUGGGGGGUAGAAUGCCUUUUCGAAAAAUUAGAUGCUCUCUCUCGUUCAGGUGAAUUAAUCACAUUAGCAAAAGUGGGAAGGGAGUUAGUUGCGAUUACUAGAUUCUGUGGCAUGUUUCUCCUCAUCUGAGGGACUGUUCCUGGCAUUGGGCUUUCAGGCACAAUUGGGAAACUUCCUUUCUCCCACGAAUGAUGCAGUAUCAGCUCUGGUUACUGUAAUGAGCAGAGAACUAAGAAGGGACGUUUGAGCUCAGCCUGUCCUCAAAGCGCAGAGGCAGGGACAGGUGCGAAGGGAAAGGCGGAAAGCUCUGGAAGCAGCAGCAGACCCUUAACGAGUGAGCAGGCCUCCCAGAAAGACGCUGCUGUGGAAAGAAGGAUCCAGAACCUACAGGUUCUUCACUGCCUCUCCCUCCCCACUGUAGCUCAGAUUGGAUUCUGUCUCUGCUUCCGAAGUUUGGUGAAAAGAACAGAGAGGCCAGAGCGAUAAUAGAGCGGGGCGAGGUGCUCACCUUGCAUGAACCUGGGUUCAGUCCCCAGUACCCCAUGAGCCCAGGUGGGUGCCAGAAACGGGGGUGGGGGGCUGAGUGAGGCGGGGAAGGAAGAUGGAAAGGAAGGGUUUUUAGUGUAACUCAAGGCCUGAGAUCAACUCAGCUUCCCCCCUCCUCUCUUGGUUGAUGAGGCAAAGGAGGUUUAACUCUGUAAACUGUCUCUGGGAAGUGUUCUGGGAGGGCCAUAGAGGUUACCCCGUUUUUUGCGAUGCAUCGCUGAUUCCGGGGAGGUUGAUGGAGACAAGACUUGGCCUAGAUGUCUCCCGCGGGAGUUAUUCUGAGCUCACUGGCUCCACUCGUGGGUAUGGUGGAAGGGCACCAUACUGCAGAUUUGGAGACUGUCUCCUAAUCCCAUCACCAACACUUAGCAGGUAUACGAUUCUGGGCAAUUCAUUCAAUUGCCUGACAAUUAUAGACUAUAUAGGGGGAAGAGCCCUGGAUUUAGGAGUCAAGACAUCUGGACCCUUGGCUCCAUGCUUUCUUAGCUGGGGGCCUGGGGGCAAGCCCCUAGGUUCUCCAGCUGUCUAAUGGGAAUAAUAUCUUCACUAACUACCUCACAGAGUUGUGGUGAGACUGUGAUCAGAUAGUUGAGUGAAAAACCCAGGGAAGGGUCACACCAAGUGGGAACUCACCUUUAUCAUAGAUACACUGAUGUUUUCCGCUGCCUCCUGGAUUGACUUAGUUUUUUUUCUGACCAGCACAUGUUUUCAAGUAUGGGGGAUUGAAUGUCGGUAGAUUAGUGAGAAGCGGGUUUUUUUUUUGUUUUUUUUUUUUUUACUUUCAACGUAGAGGUGGGAGCGGUUGAGGAGGAAUGUUCUAGACUAUUGAAAUGUGCACUUGGGCAUCUUCCUGGGUCUUUCUGGUAAGUACCUUGACCCUGGGACAUGACUGGAAUUUUGACACAGAGCCUAUGGCAGGACAUCAGGGGCUCUAUUCCCCUCCUGCCGAGCGCUGUCACCUCUGGCGGGCAAGGGUGUGGCCAACUACAACUUUUGAGGCAUAACUGGAGGCAGCGGAGAGAUUGUCCUUAGGGGUCCCGGAGCUGCUUUGUGAUCACCAGCAAACUCGGUCCUGGUCAGUGUUGUUUUCUGCUGGGCCCGGGUUGACACACACCUGCAGGAUUCUCAUCAGCGCUUGGAGUCAGGGGGUGUCCCCUGAAUCUUUGUAUCUGCAUGGCAUCUAGUAACGUGCCUUGUACAUCGUGGGUGCUUCAUAAACAUCACUUCGGUGGAGCCGUCCUCUAGCCCCUCAAAAGUGUGCCCCACUUGCCAGCAGGUGAUCUUUGGGGAAAACAGUUCUGAUGUGAAUGUCAGCGGUGUGUAUCAUUGGGCAGGAUUCUCCAGCUCGCUUAGCUUCAUUUUGUGCAUCAAAUGACACAUCUGGUUUUUAGCAUCUUCAGAAUCGGUCUGGAUGAGCCAUUUAACAAAUAUGUAAAAUUGGGGCUGGGGCAAUAGCACAGCGGGCAGGGCCUUGGGCAGGGCAGCGAACUCGGCCAAGCCGGGUUCAAUUCCCAGCAUCCCACAUGGUCCCCCGAGCACAGCCAGGAGAAAUUCCUGAGUGCAGAGCCAGGAGUAACCCCUGUGCAUCUCCGGGUAUGACCCCAAAAAAGCAAAGAAAAAAAAUUGGUUGACUGGAGAGAUAAUACAACUGGUAAGGCGCUUGCCUUACACAUGGCUGACUGGGGUUCUAUUCCCUGAGCCCCACCAGAAAUGAUCUCUGAGCACCAAUCCAGGAAUUAGCCCUGAACACUGCCAGGUGUGGCCCCAAAACCAAAAAUAAUAAUAAAGUAAAAAUAAAUCACAAAUAAAAUGAAUAAAUAGAAAAAUUCUCCUCAGAAAUGGUGGAGAGGAGAAAAUACAAAGAAGGAAACAGUACACAGAAUUUUUUUUCACAGGCUUUUAUUUGAAAUCUGUGUGUGUGCAUGUGUGUGGGUGGGAGGGGGUAUGCAUGCACGUGUGUGCAUGCGUGCGUGCGUGUGUGUGGUGUGUGUGUGUGUGUGUGUGUGUUUCUGAGCACAUGUUGACUGGGUAGAUAACAGAGAAUCCAAUCAGAAAUGUGCCCUGAUUGAGAGAAGCUGACCCAGGAUCAAAAACUGCCCAUAUCGAUCAAAAUAUGAAUGGAAAGGAAUUGACCAUGGGGUGAGAUGUGUGGAAUGAGAUGGAUAAUAAGAUGCUGUUUCAGGAAAUUUUAUUUUAGUAAGCUAAUGUUGCCAGAGACAAUCUUUAGUUAAGAAGGAAUUUAUUCCAACCUGAAAAUUCUGCCACUUUGGUUUUUCUAAAACAAACAAAAAACUCACUAUAUUAUAGUCAUGGAAUAAUAUUUAUAUUUUAAUUAAGGCUUUAGAUUUUGUUUCUUUUUUUUUAGAAAAAUAAACAGCAUUUUUCAUUGUACUAAAAAAUGUAAAAUACUUGCAUGCAACCAAUCUGUAAUAUUUUAUCAAUAUGGAUGCCUAUUAUGUGACUUUCUGUGUGCCUGUAUUGUUUUAAAGAGAACAGUGGAAAUAAUUCUUUGUAAAUGAAUUAAUCUUAAAUUGGGAAUAUUUGUUUGACUAAGCAGUUACUGAAAAAUCCGCAAUUUCAUGUCUCAUUUUGACAUUUUUCAAUCAAAAGUAGGCACUUAUUAUAUUCACUAGGAAACUGAAGGUUAAUUUAAUUUGCCUUUUAAAUGUAAACUUGAACAUUGUGUGGGAAAUAAAUGUGUGAUAAAACAAAAUGUA